This is a messenger RNA of Erinaceus europaeus (western European hedgehog), 2617 nucleotides long. RefSeq names its product transmembrane channel like 1 (gene TMC1). Gene Ontology annotation, cellular component: plasma membrane. The transcript has 21 exons. Gene Ontology annotation, molecular function: mechanosensitive monoatomic ion channel activity. Bases 1 to 2379 code for a protein of 792 amino acids. Gene Ontology annotation, biological process: vestibular reflex; detection of mechanical stimulus involved in sensory perception of sound. The record is from RefSeq and is a predicted model, not a curated record. Lineage: Eukaryota; Metazoa; Chordata; Mammalia; Eulipotyphla; Erinaceidae.
AUGCAGUGGGUACAAAUCCAAGUGGAGAAAAAAGAAGAUGAUGAUACUGAGGACAGUUCAACAGCUAGCAAAAAGCCAAGGUUAAGUCUAGAUACAUUUGCUAGUGUUCGUGAUGCAAAUGCCACAAUCAGGAAUGAUAUGGGUACAACAGAAGGCCAUGGUGAAGAGGAAGAGGAGGAGGAUAAACUACCCAGAAGAGAGAGCUUGAGACCAAAGAGGAAACGUACCAGAGAUAUUAUCAGUGAGGAUGACCCAGAACCUGAGCCAGAGGAUGAGGAGACGAGGAAGGCCCGAGAAAAAGAGAGAAGACGACGUUUAAGGAGAGGAGCGGAAGAAGAAGAAGAAAUUGAUGAAGAGGAACUAGAAAGACUGAAGGCCCUGCUAGAUGAGAACAGACAAACAAUUGCUACUGUCAAAUGCAAGCCAUGGAAAAUGGAGAAGAAAAUUGAAGUUCUCAAAGAAGCAAAAAAAUUUGUGAGUGAAAAUGAAGGAGCUCUUGGGAAAGGAAAAGGAAAACGUUGGUUUGCAUUUAAGAUGAUGAUGGCCAAAAAAUGGGCAAAAUUUCUUCGUGAUUUUGAGAACUUCAAAGCAGCUUGUGUCCCGUGGGAAAAUAAAAUCAAGGCAAUUGAAAGCCAAUUUGGCUCAUCAGUGGCCUCAUACUUCCUCUUCUUGAGAUGGAUGUAUGGAGUGAAUAUGGUUCUUUUUAUCCUGACAUUCAGCCUCAUCAUGUUGCCAGAGUACCUCUGGGGCCUGCCAUAUGGCAGUUUACCUAGAAAAACGGUUCCCCGAGCAGAAGAGGCAUCCGCAGCAAACUUCGGUGUAUUAUACGAUUUCAACGGGCUGGCACAAUAUUCCGUCCUUUUUUAUGGCUAUUACGACAAUAAGCGAACAAUUGGAUGGCUGAAUUUCAGGUUGCCGCUGUCAUAUUUUCUGGUGGGCAUCAUGUGCAUUGGAUACAGCUUUCUGGUUGUUCUCAAAGCGAUGACCAAAAAUAUUGGUGAUGAUGGAGGUGGUGAUGACAAUACUUUCAACUUCAGCUGGAAGGUGUUCUGCAGCUGGGACUACUUGAUUGGGAAUCCUGAAACAGCUGACAACAAAUUUAACUCUAUCACAAUGAAUUUUAAGGAAGCUAUAAUAGAAGAAAGAGCGGCUCAAGUAGAAGAAAACAUCCACUUGAUCAGAUUCCUGAGGUUUCUUGCUAACUUCUUCGUGUUCCUAACACUUGGCGCGAGUGGAUACCUCAUCUUUUGGGCUGUGAAGCGAUCCCAGGAGUUUGCGCAGAUGGAUCCUGACACCCUUGGGUGGUGGGAAAAGAAUGAAAUGAACAUGGUCAUGUCUCUCCUGGGAAUGUUCUGUCCAACACUCUUUGACUUAUUUGCUGAACUGGAAGACUAUCAUCCCCUCAUUGCUCUGAAAUGGCUUCUGGGACGCAUUUUUGCUCUUCUCCUAGGCAACUUGUAUGUAUUCAUUCUCGCCCUGAUGGAUGAGAUUAACAACAAGAUUGAAGAGGAGAAACAUGUGAAGGCCAACAUUACCUUGUGGGAAGCCAACAUGAUUAAGGCCUACAACGAGUCCCUUACUGGAAAUACCACUGGGCCACCAUUUUUUGUGCAUCCUGCUGAUGUCCCUCGAGGACCUUGCUGGGAAACGAUGGUAGGGCAGGAAUUUGUACGGCUGACUGUUUCUGAUGUUCUGACCACAUAUGUCACAAUCCUCGUUGGUGACUUCCUCCGUGCCUGCUUUGUGAGAUUCUGUAAUUACUGCUGGUGUUGGGACUUGGAAUAUGGAUAUCCUUCCUACACGGAAUUUGACAUCAGUGGCAAUGUCCUCGCUCUGAUCUUCAACCAAGGCAUGAUCUGGAUGGGCUCCUUCUUUGCUCCCAGCCUUCCGGGUAUCAACAUCCUCCGACUUCACACAUCCAUGUACUUCCAGUGCUGGGCUGUGAUGUGUUGCAAUGUUCCUGAAGCCAGGGUUUUCAAAGCUUCCAGGUCAAACAACUUCUAUCUCAGCAUGCUGCUGCUCAUUCUGUUUCUGUCCACCAUGCCUGUGCUGUACAUGAUUGUCUCCCUGCCACCAUCAUUUGACUGUGGCCCCUUCAGUGGUAAAAACAGGAUGUUUGAGGUAAUUGGCGAAACACUGGAGCAUGAUUUUCCAAGCUGGAUGGCAAAGAUCCUGAGACAGCUUUCUAACCCUGGCCUGGUCAUCGCUGUCAUUUUGGUUAUGGUUUUGGCCAUCUACUAUCUCAAUGCUACUGCAAAGGGCCAGAAAGCAGCAAAUCUGGAUCUUAUAAAGAAGAUGAAACAGCAAGCUUUGGAAAACAAGAUGCGCAACAAAAAAAUGGCAGCUGCCCGAGCAGCUGCAGCUGCUGGUGGUCAAUAACUUCUACAGAUAUUUUGGAGACCUGGGAGUAUUCCUUACUUUGAUGUUUAAAACUAUUGAUUUUAGUGAAGAAUACAAGCUUUGUGGAGCUGUUGUUCCCUGUUUUAAUCCUGAUGAAUUAGCAAGGUCAUGCUGGUCAACUAAUCUAUCAGAGUCCUGGUUCCAUGAGAAGAAUUUCUACUUUAUUCCAAAAUGUGUCUCUAUGUUGCCACUCUCUCCUUUAAUCCAUUCUCCUGCC